Pseudo-nitzschia multistriata is the source of this 1095-nucleotide messenger RNA. The record is from the annotation of a GenBank genome assembly. Lineage: Eukaryota; Bacillariophyta; Bacillariophyceae; Bacillariales; Bacillariaceae.
GGAUAUUGAACCCGUGGGAUCGGAACCUUGAAGUCGAAAAAGAUACCGUUUUGUUCCUUCAUAGAGAAACAAGAUGUCAAGAAAAACACAGUUCCGAUGGAAAUUUCGAAUUUCGAUGGCUUCGGAUGCAUUCCCGUUCCUCUCACAAAACCCAUUUGAACAACAACUCAAACCAAACAUCAACAACAAAAYACAAUGAAGUCCGCCAUCUUUGCCUCCCUCAUCGCUUCGGCCGCCGCCUUUGCCCCUGCCAACAAGGCCGCCACUUCCACCGCCAUCAAGGCCUUCGAAGACGCCCUUGGAUCCCAGCCUCCUCUUGGAUUCUUCGAUCCCUUGGGACUUGUUGAGGACGGUGACCAAGAAAAGUUCGACCGUCUCCGAUACGUCGAGAUCAAGCACGGACGCAUUUGUAUGCUUGCCUUCCUCGGACAGAUCACCACCCGCUACGGAGUCCACCUUCCAGGAGACAUCGACAUGUCCGGUGACUCCUUCGACUCCUUCCCCAACGGAUGGGCCGCCAUUGCCGGACCCGACGCCAUCCCUUCSGCYGGACUUGCCCAGAUUGUUGCCUUUGUUGCCGCCCUUGAACUCGGUGUCAUGAAGGACAUUGAGGGAACCGGAAACGAGUUCGUUGGUGACUUCCGCAACGGAUCCCUCGACUUUGGAUGGGACACCUUCGAUGAGGAGACCCAGCUCUCCAAGCGUGCCAUUGAGCUCAACAACGGACGUGCCGCCAUGAUGGGARUUCUCGGACUCAUGGUCCACGAACAGCUCGGAGGAUCCGUCCCAAUCGUUGGAGAACUCUAAGCAACCGAACGUGUUUUCGUUUCAUGCCGUYUUGAGUUGUUCGCUCGGUCAUUCGCGUGCAUUGCCUGCCGUGUGGCGUGACGUGACGUGACGCGACGUGACGCGACGCGGGUGCCGAUCUCGAGAACAAACCAACCCGUCGAGAGGGUUUGUUUUGCACGAUUGCUAGUUUGCUUGUAGCCAUUUAUCUGGCCAUAGCCAUCUAGCAACUGCUUGCUUCCGGUCGAGUAAUACGAUCUAGAAUAAAURCAUUAGACUUUCGCAGUUACUCCCGAAACAACGUCUUGA